This is a messenger RNA of Oryzias melastigma (Indian medaka), 1369 nucleotides long. RefSeq lists its product as uncharacterized. The transcript is spliced from 9 exons. Lineage: Eukaryota; Metazoa; Chordata; Actinopteri; Beloniformes; Adrianichthyidae. The coding region runs from base 488 to 1333 and encodes 281 amino acids. The record is from RefSeq and is a predicted model, not a curated record.
CUUACCAAAUGUAUUUUUUUGGACAAUGCAAUUUCCAAAUUCAAAACAAAAAAUUGAAAUUGAUUUAGUUCUGUUGAAGCUGGGAGGAUGCUACACUGUUGAAUCUGGUGUGUUACCAUAAAGUUUGGUGUUUUUGAAACCAGGUGUCUAAACCAUGCACGUAUAUCAUAUUUUAGCCCCAAAAAAACAACAAAAAAGCAGCUUUACCCAUCGAUGUAUUUCUAUCAUGCCAUCAUGUUCCAAUCUCCAUUUGACCUUUCAAAGUUGCAAACAAAACAAAUUUUUUUAGAACCUCCGAUACAAUACAUGGAAAGUUAUGAAUUAUUUUUAUACAUCUCUAGAUCCUGUCAUUACCACUUCCUGUAGGAACAUGCAUGUGGGUGCUUCUGAGAGAUCUGCAGGUGCAGGCAUCACUACGGUGCACAAGCACAGGAUAUUUAACCACACGUCGACAUAGAGGAACAAGUCAGAAAAACAAGGACCAACGAUGAUGAUUGUUAUCCCCUUAACUGUUCUCCUAGUUUGGGUGCCAAACAAUUAUGCGAGCUCUGCUCGUGUUGAGUUUGUGGCUGUGGAAUUGGGGGACAAUGUCGUGUUGAACUGCACCUACAACUGUUCCUCUGGAUUUAUUCGUGACUACUGGGGAAAAGAAUCAAAUAAUUCAAGUACAUGUGGAACAGUUCCAAGUACUACCAUGUGCACUACUUCCCUCUGCCUACCGAAUGUGUCGGCAAAUGACCUAAACAAGAACUACACGUGCUACACCGAAGACACGGCUGACCCAAACCUUUCGAAAAAACAAGAGUGUAUUUUUUCCCUUCACCUUCAAGUUCAAAAAAGUGUUCCAACCAGGACGGUAGCCAUGGAAAUUGAUGACAAAAGUGUGCUAAGAGAAGUGGAGGCUCAAUUUAAGGUUGCUGGAAUCAUCAUUGUUGCCGUGGGUUUUUCAGCUGUGGCUGUCUUCAAGGCUGUCUGCUUUUGCUUGGAGAACUUGAUUGUUACAGGGGAGACACGUUCACUUAGAUCAAGUUUCAACUCAACAGAACCACCAAAUACUGGCAGCAUGUCAGGGCAAAAUGCACAAACAACACAAGGUGAAAGGGUGACUUUGUGGAUUCCUCCACCUGACGAUGAGUGUGAUACGGAGGUUCCAUAUGCUGACAUAACAAUAACGGUCCGAGGCAUCAGCACACCAGAGCUCUCACAAGUCAACUGCCUGACAAUCGGAGAGGUCCUGCACGCGUCACGCUCUGCUGACAGGCUGCACGUGCCCCGCGAGGUCAGCCGCAAAAUGAGCACCACCUCCGAGUAUGCGGUCAUCACCUACGCUUGACCUGUCGGAGAGAUGCGACUCAGAACCUGUCUUUAA